Molecule: messenger RNA, 612 nt
Organism: Marasmius oreades (fairy-ring Marasmius)
Lineage: Eukaryota; Fungi; Basidiomycota; Agaricomycetes; Agaricales; Marasmiaceae
Exons: 4
Coding region: 1-612 (203 amino acids)
Source: RefSeq, a predicted model, not a curated record
AUGGUCGGCAUCAUACGACAUUUGAGUCGACACCGCGGUACCAUAUACACCAAUAGCUUUGAUCUACACGGCCAUGAUCUCUCAGAAGACGAAGGAGUUCUCCAACACAUGGUGUCAUCUUGCCCUCUCUUUCCAAAUGGAUUAUACACACCACCGCCAGAAGUGUUUAUGAUGUCUGCUAUUUUGGAGCGACCAGAGGGAUAUCUGUCUCAGCCAAAUGCAGCGAACGAGAGCGACGAAGACAUGGGAUCUGGACUGUUCGACGAUGAGUCGAUGGACACGCUAUUGCGGAUACAAGCUCCCAAAGGCAGUUUGAGCAACCACCUUCAGGGAUCCCCUGGCCACCCCCUUCGAAACGCCGAACGUACACCCAUCACCAUUGUCGAGUUGCAGCUCCACGUUACAUGGUAUUCAAUUGUCAAAGCGGACAGACGAGUUCAGUUGAUCAUGAAGGCCGAUGUUCAUAAUAGUUCUAUGUAUACGCUACUCCCAGGCAACGCCAACAUCUAUGUCGAUGGAAGCUUCAUUUCGAAGUCUCGCAUUCCUUCAGUCAGUCCUUGGGAGCAUUUCGGUUGUGCGCUUGGUAUCGGUCCCUCUGUUCGUAUCACGUAA